CGCAACUCGAUAUGAGAGUCAUCGAAAUGGAAAGCACCCAUUGUAUAAUUGUAUAGGUAAUCAUUUCGUUUGAGAAAUUGCUAGUAUAUUGCAAAAUAACUCGGAUCAUAUGAAACGUGAAUCUCGUAAAAGGUGUUAAAUUGAAAAAAAAAUCUCUAGGAUUUUACGUAUUGCAAGUGUUUUUUUUUUUUUUUUUCUUUUUUCUUGUGAAAUCAUAUAAAUAUCAUAUAAUAUAGGAAAGAGUAUAUGCCGAAAGAGUAUACACGGAUUAGUAUAAUGAUACCGAGAGAUAUUUAGUAUUGUAUCAUUUAUUAGUAUGUAAACUUACUAAAGAACGCAGAACGAAAUAAAAAGAGGUGCGAAUAUUUUUAUUUUCUCGACGAUUCAAGGCUAACGCGAAAUUUUUAAAAUGUCUGUGACCUUUGCUCAACGCGGCAGACCAUCUCUAACGCCAGCGCAAAUACAAAAAAUGCUCGAUGAAAACAGUCAACUUAUACAGACUAUUCAAGAAUAUCAAAGCAAAGGCAAACCACAAGAAUGCAUACAAUAUCAACAACUGUUGCACCGUAAUCUUGUAUAUUUGGCAUCAAUUGCAGAUGCAAAUCAAAAUAUACAAGCAUUACUUCCGCCACCACAAGGAAUUCCAAAUGGACCACAACAUCCGAUAAUCAGUCCACAAGGGCUCCCAAGUGGUCCUGGAAAUUCAGCUGGUCCAGGAGCAGACAUGCCUCCUAAUACACAACCAACAUUACCAAUGUCUAAUUUUAAUCAAGGACAGCCUAUGACGCAGGGUGGUUAUCGUGGACCUGUAAUGCCUGGUCAAGGUCCUACUAUUAACAGACCUACUGCUGCGCCUGGACCUCAACAAUAUAGAGGUGGCCCUCAAUACUCUCAACAACCAACACAGCAAGCAUAUCCAGCUCAAUAUGCAAAUCAAAAUCCAGGAUCUAAUUAUCAAGGACCUCAAGGAGCUGCAUAUACACCAGGUCAACCAAAUCAAUAUGGACCACCAAAUGCUUCUCAGCCACAAGGAUAUAAUACAUCUUCACAACCAAAUUAUGGCCCUCCGACAACAGUAAAUAGCUAUGGUCCACAACCAGGUUAUCCCCCUCCAGGAUCAACUCAGCCACCUGCCGGAUAUGGGCCUCCUCCACCAAAUCAACAAGGCUAUCCUCCUUCUAAUACAUCUCAACAAAACUUUCAAUCUAGUGGUCAACAACAACAAACUGGACAAUAUGGCAGUCCUAGCCCACAACCAAGCUAUCAACAGGCUCCAUCACAACCACCACCACAAAAUGCAUAUGGAACUGGUCAACCAGGAACUUAUCCUCCACCCUCCUCUCAAGCUUAUGCCAAUAAUGUACCUCCGCAAAAUUAUCCACCUCCUCCUACAUCUAGCACAGCUCAACCCCCACAACCAGGUUCACAGCAAACUUCUGGUCCUCAGUCCAGUUAUGGUAAUCAAUCGAGUCCUGGUCCUGGUCCAACACAAUAUGGUCCAGCUUCUACAUCUCCUCCAUUUAGUACUGCAGCAGCAAGUGCAGCCAAUACAUACGCUCAAAGUAGUCAACCAACUAGUACACCAUCUGCUUCCACGCAAACUUAUUCGCCAAGCAGUGGACCACCACCUACAUCUCAAGGUGGAAAUUAUGCUCCUAUUCCCACGCCUUCUGUUUAUCCGGUUCAUCAAACGCCUCAUCCAAGCUCUCAUCCAACACAUCCGUCUUCGCAUCAAUCACCAAUCGCCAAUACAUACGUUCAAAGUAGUCAACCAACUAGUACACCAUCUGCUUCCACACAAACCUAUUCACCAAGUAGUGGUCCACCACCAACAUCUCAAGGUGGGAACUAUGCUCCUGUUGUUCCUACAUCUUCCGUUUAUCCAGUUCAUCAAACACCUCAUCCAAGCUCUCAUCCAAAUCAUCCACCCUCGCAUCAAUCACCUCAUCAACCUCCUCAUACUCCGCAUCAACCUCCUCAUCAACCAUCUCAUCAACCAUCUCAUCAACCACCUUCCCAUCAACCUUCUCAUCAACCUCCUCCGCAAUCUCAACAACAAUCUCAAAAUCCUCCUCAAUCCCAACAGCAACAGUCCCCAAGUCCUGCUUCAAGCGGAUUUCAACCAUCAUCAGGUCCGCCCCAGGGUCCAGCACCACCACCGGGACCGCAGCCACAACCAGGUUACGGACCUGCGACAACGCAAACGUAUGUUCCACCAACUCCUGGCGGGCAACCACAAGUUUACACUCCACAUCCACCACAGGGAGGUCAACAUUAUGGACAUCCCCAAUAUCCUCCACAAAGUUAUCCACCUCCACCAACAGGACAAGGCUAUCCACAAUACCCACCACGACCACCAGGUGGACACAUGCCUCCUCCACCCGGACCACAAGGACCACCACCACCUAAUCAGUAUGGAGGAUAUGGUUAUCAACCCCCUCCUCAAUAGAAUAAACUAUUGCAAAUUAAUCUAUAGUUUAAAAAAAUAUAAGUGUUUUACUCUCUGAGAAAUAUUUCUUGUAAAAUUUUAUUUUUACUGGAACAAUUCUACUAUAGUACUAUUGUUGAAUGGAAAUAUUAAUCUAAUUAUUCGAUAUAAUAUUAAGAAUUUUUUUUUAGUUUUUUUCGGAGUUUUUUUUUGUUUUUUUUUUUUUUGUUUUUUUUUUUUUUUUAUUAAUAUGUUUUAUAGAUUAAAUGAUAAUGACAUUAAGGAAAUCGAUAGAAUAUAGAAUUUUUCUUUAAUUUCGCGAGAUGUGUUUUGUGUUAUUGUCUUAUUUCUCUACAUUAUGUUAUGUAAGAGUAAGUUCUAUUAAGAUGUAUUUUAGCUUUUGUACUUGUCACCAUUUCAUUAAACAUUUCAAUUUAUGAGUUAAUAA
Vespa crabro (European hornet) is the source of this 2876-nucleotide messenger RNA. RefSeq names its product extensin. NCBI's taxonomy places the organism in Eukaryota, Metazoa, Arthropoda, Insecta, Hymenoptera, Vespidae. The transcript has 6 exons. The record is from RefSeq and is a predicted model, not a curated record. The coding region runs from base 410 to 2449 and encodes 679 amino acids.